AUGCAUCGUCCACCCAUUCCCUCCUCAGGCUCACCUGCGCUCGUAUCUCCCGGCCUGCUGGAAGCUCAGACAGCAGCGAUCACGGAUGCUAUUGCGACUGGACAAUGGGGCGACGCAUGCUUCGUAGUCAAGUCGAGUAGCGGCGAUUUCGCCUUUGUUCGCUUCUGGGCAUGGUUGAACCUGCUGCGCGCCAACGGGGCUGACUACCUGGCAGAUCGCGUGGAGCAAUCAAGCUUUGACUGCCUCGAGGAUGCUGUCGCCGCCCUUCGUUCGCCUGCCGCUGCGCACAGUCAGCCUACGAGAACGACCUCGAAGACCCGCGCAGAGAACGGUCAUCGUCAAAUGCUUUAUUAUCCAGUGUCCAACAUUUGUGCCACGACGAUGCGGGCUAUCAUCGACUUUCUUCAGACAGGCAAUAUCCAAUUCGCGCCUGUGACGAGCUUCAUAGAGGAGUUCGAUGACGAAGAGGACCACGCAAGCGUCGAUACAUUCGUCGAUAUCCCUGAGGAACGAGCUUCGCAGACACAAGCGCUUCCCGUGGGCCCCACGUUCUCGAGCGCUGUGGUGACCAGCCCCAAGUCGGUAUACCGGGCCGCGAAAAAGUACCGCUUGGUGUUUUUGCAAAGGCUGGCGAGCAGCGUCAUCGACGAGCAGAUUACGCCCAAGAACUGCCUGAACGAGCUAUUCGGAUCCUUGAGCCUUCGGUACGCAGAGGUGUUUGAGAAACGGCUUGAGUACGUCUUGCAGCAUUGGAAUGAGAUUGAGGACAAGGCGCAGCUGUCGAGCCUGAUCACCACCACGCGUAAUCAUUCCAGAGCUAUCGAUGCGUUCAACGCGAUCAUCAAGCACACGUCGAUCACUCAUUGA
Pseudozyma hubeiensis SY62 is the source of this 867-nucleotide messenger RNA. RefSeq lists its product as hypothetical. Lineage: Eukaryota; Fungi; Basidiomycota; Ustilaginomycetes; Ustilaginales; Ustilaginaceae. The transcript has a single exon. The record is from RefSeq and is a predicted model, not a curated record. Bases 1 to 867 code for a protein of 288 amino acids.